AUUAUUUCUCUGUAUUGUUCGUUUCCUACUAGGAGAACGAAAGAGAAAUGCCCCUACAGAUCCCCCAUCCCUCUACACCAUUACAUCUUUACCGACAUCUGCUACGAGAAGCAACAUAUCUUCCACCUCUCUGUCGAACAUGGAUAGCCGAACGCAUCCAAUCUCGUUUUCGAGAUUGCCGUAAUGAGAAGGAUCCUAAAAAUCAUAUCAGAGAUGCCCAUCAUGACCUACGAUACCUCCGUUCUGCCAAUGCUGGACAUAUUAAACGGCUAUUACACCUAUGCUAUUUAGCAACAGGAAGAGUGGGCAAACGGCGUCGUCUACUAGGCAAAUCUGAACUAUCUAACGAACCUCAUACAAGCUCUAUUGAAUUAGAUAAAGCUAGACUCGCAACAGAUAAACAACGAGAACCUGACUGGCUAGACAAUUGGUCUGAAGAAAAAAUAAUGAGACUUGCUCAAUCGCAAGUCGAGAACCAAGGUGGAGACUGGCCUCAGAAUAUGCGCCGCCAAAUCGAUCCGAAGCAAGUCCUUCCGACCGAAAAUUGUUUUGGUCGUCCUCUUACCAAAAAGCUGGCACGAAACAAACUAAAGAAGCAUUGGGCAGGAGUUCUCCACCAAUUAUUACCACCAUUACCACAAGGAGAAUGGGACCACCUAGGUGUCUUAGCCAGAGGUGAAGCCGACGAGAAACAUUAUAAUCUACCCCCAAGGAGGCCCGUUGCGAUAUCGAACUAUAUCACCCCACAGAUCGAAAAGCCAACAACAUGGAUAGAUUUCGUUACCAGACCGGCACGAUCGAUCGAAAGGAACAAUUCUCGAAGGACGAAAAGUCUCAGCGGGGUUGAAGAUGAAGAUCCCCGAGGGCAUGGUCGGGCAAUUGGCACCCGAGUAAUAAAUGGAAGAGUCUUGCGUGAGCUUAUAUACAAGCGCAUUUGGUCUAUGUCCCCGAUCAUCCAUAAGAAUCCCCAGACAGGACGGCCAGUUAUCACCUGGGGUAAGAUUGAACAUACCAUUUCUCGACCAGGGAAAAAAGCUCUACAGUUCUUCGAAGGUGUUAACAACAAGGGAGUCCCAAUUUAACCAAUGUUUGGAACGACCGCCGUUUAUUCUCACGAAGUACCCAACCCUAACCAGCUCUUAU
Messenger RNA from Hypoxylon trugodes, 1143 nucleotides. RefSeq lists its product as uncharacterized. The record is from RefSeq and is a predicted model, not a curated record. The transcript has a single exon. NCBI's taxonomy places the organism in Eukaryota, Fungi, Ascomycota, Sordariomycetes, Xylariales, Hypoxylaceae. The coding region runs from base 48 to 1082 and encodes 344 amino acids.